Thermochaetoides thermophila DSM 1495 is the source of this 771-nucleotide messenger RNA. RefSeq lists its product as uncharacterized. The transcript has a single exon. The record is from RefSeq and is a predicted model, not a curated record. NCBI's taxonomy places the organism in Eukaryota, Fungi, Ascomycota, Sordariomycetes, Sordariales, Chaetomiaceae. Bases 1 to 771 code for a protein of 256 amino acids.
AUGCUUUUAAAACUUCUCUUCACCUUCAUCACUUUCGCUCUCUCAGUCGCAGCGGACGAAGACUACAACCCACCUCCUCUGCCGGACCUCCUUCCGUGGGAAGUCACCUACUUGAAAACAUGGAGUCCUUCAGGCCGUCCCGGAACCUAUCCGUUCAGUAACAUUGAGCUUACCAUCCGGGACCCGAACAACCUCACCCUAGGCUGGUUCUAUGGCGACCGGAGAAUCGGCUGGGGCCCAUCGUCAGCCAACUGCUCUCUCAAGUGGCUUCGUGACAUCAUUCCCAGUGAGGGGUACAACGGGUCGAUUGGGUAUUUAGACAAGCCUUUCGCAUGCCACCCCACAAACGGUGUUUGGGAGGUGUCCUAUCUCCCAACAACCAAAUACCCACUGAGCGAGUUCAAUCUCAAGUUUGCUGCAUGGUUCGUUGUCGUCCUGAAAACCGGCGGCCUCGAGCUCUUCAGGUGGGAGGGAGAAGGCCGCUUCGCGUCUGGUUUCAGGGGUAUCUAUGAGGAGGGGGAUAAUAUGGGCGGUGGCGGCAGCAGCAGCGGCGGAAGUAGUUACACGCUGCGCCCUGAAUAUACACCAGUGAAGAUCCAGCAACACCUGGUUCGCAGAGCCUGUCUGCACGGAAACUGCAUCGGCCAUUAUUACCCGCAAACCACGAUGACGACGGCCACAGCCACGUCCAGCACGCCGAGUACAACUAGUGCUACCCCCGUUAAGUCUACCACUGAGCCCGCUCCCAUUUACUGUCGCCGAAGGAAUUGA